AUGCAAGAUCCAGGGAAGACCGAACUUAAACCUUCGCGUUUGGUGGAACUUCCACUAGAACUUCAGGGCAUGAUAUUCGAAGACGUCAAUAAUUUUGACCUCAACAGAUUAUGUCUAACCUGCAAGACCAUCAAGGCGGUUGUCCUUCCUAAGCUUUACCACCAAGUCGUCAUCAGAGUGCCUCAAAAAUGGUCACGGUUGCCCUCGUUGGAAGGUCUUCUGGGCUCUACUGGGGAUGGUCUCAAAUACACCAAAUACCUCUUCAUUGCGACCCAACAAUAUCCGUUACGCGACAGCCAGCAAGAAUUUGAGGACUCCCGGCGCCCGGAGGAAGUUCUGGCCGAGACAAAGCUCCAGUUCUACCUUCCGCAAAGCUCGGCGUCGAAUGCCCUAAAUACUCUCAUUCGGCUGCUAAUCAUUGAAGCACCGGAGUCCCGUCAACGGACAAUAGCUUACCAGACGAGCAGGUGGGGGCAUAGUUGCGAGCUCAAUGUUUCGACUCUAGACCUUCUGUUCGAGACGCAGCAGGCCAACCUGGGAAGCUUGUUCUGCAACAGAUUAUCCUCAUCCUGCGACGUUUUGGGGUCAGUAAUUGAAGGGAUUGACCGAUUAUCCGUCGAGAGUAUGGAUCUUAACCGUGGUGGUUGCCAGUGGGCAGCCAGCAUGUUAGUAAAAAAUGCCGAGACCUUGGACCAUCUCGAACUCGGGUUCAAAAAUCGCAUUGCCCAUGACUUCGCCCUUAAUAGGCGUCCACAAUAUGAUAAGAUGUGGGCCUCGUUCGGGGUUGAUGUUGGAAAAACACUUUCUGCAAUAGGUCUGGAGCCGCCGGUAAACCUGUCAUUGGAGUCGGUGUAUUUGUGUGGUCUUGACUUUAGGACUGUCAUCCAAGGGAUGAUGGCCCUCCACAUCGAUUUCAACAACGUCAUUGAGCUGAGACUCGAAUCGUGCCCUGGACUAAGUCAAGCAUUUUCUCUGCUCAUGGGUCAAGGAGACUCAUCAAGGCUCGCUCUCGGUGCGCUUCGAAAUCUUUUCGUGAGGCUCGAAGAUCCUGAUCCGAAUUUAUUCACCAGUCUCGAAAGCUUUCUCACAUCCGUUCGCGGGCUUAACCACCUUCAAGUGCUAAUUGACAAAACCCUGGCCGUACAGAACCUUGAGCCAAUCCUGAAAGUCCACGGCAAAACGCUUGAAACGCUUGUGUGGGAUGAGAGACGCGGACCUAGAACGCAAUUAAAUGCCUCAACCUCUCUGUUAUCUUCCAAGCUUGGGAACCUGAGGGUGAUCUCCCAGAAUUGCCCAUCAUUGACGCUCCUUGGGAUACCGCUUAAUUGGGAGGCAAUCAGUAGCUCAGACAAAUACUUCCAUGAAUCGAUUGCGAGGCUUCUCAGAAAAAUGCCAUAUCUCAAGGUGCUAAACAUCCGCAACUUACCUGAAAUAAGUGGAAGAUCCGCGAUGCCUAUGGACUAUUUCGUGAAGGGUCUAGCGGCUAUGUUUGUGGACAUUGUGAACAAAAAGCGGAAAUCAACCCUCCUUAAGACUGUUGCAAUUGGGGCACCCCUCUACAGAGACGUCUACAUUGGAACUCAUCAUGUCGUCCACACCGCCGUCAGUGACUUCCUGCGCUUCCGCAUUUACAACAUCGAUUACGAUUAUCCAUCUCCAAGCGGCUUGUCUCCCGUACUUAGCAAAAUAUGCAAAGGCGCUGCAAAUUCCCCACAGCCGGCGUACACUUUAGUAACUGUGAGCUUGAUCUCCGACCUAACGGACAACGUUGCCGGUUUUGCCAUCAACGGCAUGGAACCUAGUCACUACCGUGAGUAG
Molecule: messenger RNA, 1818 nt
Organism: Letharia lupina
Lineage: Eukaryota; Fungi; Ascomycota; Lecanoromycetes; Lecanorales; Parmeliaceae
Exons: 7
Coding region: 1-1818 (605 amino acids)
Molecular function (GO): protein binding
Source: RefSeq, a predicted model, not a curated record